UCAGCUCACCCGGCUCGGGCUCGUGCUUGCCGGGCCAAGAGCCCUCGGUGUGAGCCAAGGGCCCUCGGGGCCCUCACAGCUGGCUUAUCAGGGUCUCCUUCUGGAGCACAGGAACAAACAAGCUUCAAAGCCAAGGGCUUGGCUGGCAGACAGGCCCCGGCCCUUCACCUCUGUCCCCUCUCCCCUGACACAUAUAUAUGUCCUCUCCCCCGCCACCCCUGGGAGAGGAGGACAGGACACCCUGCGGCAAGAUGGAAGUGAGCAGCAAAGAGGUCCUGAUGGAGAGCCCUCCGGACUACUCCGCAUCCCCCCGGAGCCGGCUCGGCAUCCCCUGCUGCCCUGUGCACCUCAAACGCCUGCUCAUCGUGGUCGUGGUGGUGGUCCUUGUCGUCGUGGUGAUCGUGGGGGCCCUGCUCAUGGGUCUUCACAUGAGCCAGAAGCACACCGAGAUGGUUCUGGAGAUGAGCAUCGGGGCGCCGGAAGCCCAGCAACGCCUGGCCCUGAGCGAGCGUGUGGGUCCCACGGCCACCUUCUCCAUCGGCUCCACUGGCAACCUGGUGUACGACUUCCAACGGCUCCUGGUCGCCUACAAGCCAGCCCCGGGCUCCAGCUGCCUCGUCAUGCACAUGGCUCCAGUGAACAUCCCCAGUCUCGAUACGCUCAUAAGAAAAUUCCAGAACUUCCAGGCCCAGCCCACAGCGCCCAGCUCCCAGCUGGGUCAGGAGGAGGGGCAGGGCACAGGUGCAGCACCUUCCCGAGGGGACCCGGACCUCCUGGGCAUCCCGGCCAGCACCCUGUGUGGCGACGUGCCUGUCUACUACAUCUAGGGCUCCUCAGGGUUGCAGGGUUCGUCAAAGCCCCAAGAGGCAGGAAAGACCCAGAAGCAGGGUCUUUGCAGACGCAGGAAGCUGCUCCUCUCCACACCGCAGCGUCUGGCCCUGGAGACAUGGGAGCCCUGGGGAGAGGGUGGGCAAUGGGAGGGGGCACGGGAGAGGGGACUCCUGUGGGCCAGGGACAAGCCACAGAAGAAUAAA
Tupaia belangeri chinensis (Chinese tree shrew) is the source of this 1034-nucleotide messenger RNA. It is a transcript of the gene SFTPC, whose product is annotated as surfactant protein C. Lineage: Eukaryota; Metazoa; Chordata; Mammalia; Scandentia; Tupaiidae. Bases 198 to 827 code for a protein of 209 amino acids. Gene Ontology annotation, cellular component: alveolar lamellar body; extracellular region. The transcript is spliced from 6 exons. The record is from RefSeq and is a predicted model, not a curated record. Gene Ontology annotation, biological process: respiratory gaseous exchange by respiratory system.